AUGAAACAAAAUUUCCAAAAAUCAGAACCAAAAGAAGAAUCUCCGAUCUCACAAAUACCACAAGCACUUAAAUCAAUGAUUCCUUCACCAAUAUCAGCCAAACUCACUGAUAAAUCUAACAGUAAUUCCGAUAAUGAAUUCAAAGAUUUCUUAAAGUCUUCAAGUGAUUCAAAUGAUGAAUCCAGUACUAGUUUGCAGAGUUUGAAGAAGAAUCCUGUUGUUAGUUUAAAUCAAGGAAAUCCAACACCAACUAAAACAGAAUCAACAGCAUCUAAUUCUCCUAAAUCUCCACGAGAUAGAAGCAAAUACAAACCAAAAGAUUCUCCACUUCCUAAUAAAGAAAAUGAAAAACAAAAGAAGAAAAAUUAUUUAUCACUCAACAACAAAAGGAAGAAAGAAAAUGACGAAAAGAAGAAUCAAAAGAAAAUUGAAGAUGAAGAAUCAGCAAAACGAAAACAAGCUGAUGAAGAAAAGAAAAAGAAAGAAGAAAUCGAAAAACAAAAUAAACUUGAGGAAGAAAAAGAAGCAAAAAGAAAAUUGGAAGAAGAAAAAUCAAAUCAAAAGAAAGUUGAAGAAGAAAAAAGGAAAAAACGAAAAGAGGAGAAAAAGAAGAAACUCCAAGAAAUAAAUCUAAAGCAACAAAGAAAACUCGAAGAAGAAAACAAAAGAAAACAAGAAGAGGAAAACAAAAGAAAACAAGAAGAGGAAAACAAAAGAAAACAAGAAGAGGAAAACAAAAGAAAACAAGAAGAAGAAAACAAAAAGAAACAAGAAGAAGAAAAACAAAGAAAACUUGAAGAAGAAAAGAAAAAGAAAGAAGAGGAAGAAAAUAAGAGAAAACAAGAAGAAGAACUUCAAAGGAAACAAAAAGAGGAAGAAGAAAAAAGAAAGAAACGAAAAGAGGAGAAAAAGAAGAAACUCCAAGAAAUAAAUCUAAAGCAACAAAGAAAACUCGAAGAAGAAAACAAAAGAAAACAAGAAGAGGAAAACAAAAGAAAACAAGAAGAGGAAAACAAAAGAAAACAAGAAGAAGAAAAACAAGAAACAAGAAGAAGAAAAAACAAAGAAACUUGA
This is a messenger RNA of Trichomonas vaginalis G3, 1074 nucleotides long. RefSeq names its product protein CBG20215-related family. The transcript has a single exon. The record is from RefSeq and is a predicted model, not a curated record. Bases 1 to 1074 code for a protein of 357 amino acids. Lineage: Eukaryota; Parabasalia; Trichomonadida; Trichomonadidae.